AUGGCAGACUUGCUGCCCUCUACACCGCCAUCUCGGCUUCCCGACCACGGUGACGACGUUCACCCUCCUCGCGACGUCAACUACGAGUCGACACAGCCUUAUUCGCUAUCCUCCCAAGAGGAGCAACGUGAAUUCGGCAACGGCAUCCUUGACACAGCAUCCUUCACCACCGACGAUGACCGACACAUCAAAAUCAACCUAUAUGCUCGAACUGGGGUUGUAGCAUGGACAGACGAUUCCGAAGAGGAGCACCAUACCUCCGAACUGCACAUGGAUCUCCACAUGGAUACCGGGAAGAAACAAGCCCUGUUCGCCUUACAUGGAUCCAUCCGUCUCAGGAACAACAAUAAUAAACAAACGAACAUCGUUCUGUUUAUAUAUCCAGAGAGGAUCCGGUCCAUCAAAACUUCUCGCACCCGCCCCCCCGUCCCCGUGAUGCAGGAAGGUCAUGAGCAUCACUUUAUCGCUCUUCAUUUCACCAUGUCACGGCCACCCAGUUUUGUAGUCCCGAAAGGAUCGCCCCUGGAACCGAAGGCACGGUAUCAAGGUAUUUUCAACGACAUCAAGUCCUUGGGUACAGUGCGUCAAUUUACUGUUUAUCUGAACAUUCUCAACCUCACACCUGAGGCUCGAGAACACUUAGCUUUGCUGCCCUCCGUCUUCUCGUCCGGCCGAUUCGGCUCUAUGGAAACCGAUGAGGAACGGACAUGCCUUGAUACGUUAUUCCCCACCGGGCUGGGCGAAGUGAUUGACCCGCGCCGGAUUCCGGUCCCUGCGGGCUCCAGCACCGGCCAGACUUUGGCAGAAAUGGCAGAGGAAACAGCAGCGGAACCGACAGGCGUCAUUGCCCCCCCAUAUCCUAAAGAUGGCUCUGGGACUGCGCCGAGGUACUCGGCUUCUAAUGUCCGGAAGCGUCGAUGCACAAGCGAACUGCUCUCUCGCUCUCCCACUAACAAGCACAUCCUCCUCGCCAUUCGAAGAGUGCUCGACCGCACCGCCAACCUUGACAGCAGAGUUAAGCAGGUUGAGAAAUUGAUAGCCGAGUGUCUCAAUGUCGACAACACAUGCCGAUACGACACCGAGGAGGCGGAGCACAUCUUCGGUCACAUGAACGAUAGGAUCGACGACCAGAUGCAUGAUGUGCGUUGCGAGCUCGAGGGCACCCUCUUGACCCAGACAGAGGAGUGGGUGGCCGAGACGGUUGAGUCGGUUCAGGAGGAGCUCCGGAAGGAGAUCGAGGAGGUGUGGGUCGAUGAUAUCCUGCAGGAUAUGACAGUGAAGGUGGAGAAGAUGGUCAAGAGCGAAGUGUUGAAGGACAUGGCUCAGGCAAUGAAGGUGAUGAAGAGCGCCCGGGCGGCCAGGGAAGAUGGUGUAAAGCCGACAACAACGACAAGGAAAAGGAGGAUGUCCAACACAACAACAGCGAGUACAAUAACAGCGAGUACGCAGAGCACGGCCACGUCAACCAAGCAGCCGACAUUCUCUGCGCCGACUUUACUGGCUGGCGCCAAGGAGGUGCACGCCGCCAUGCAGGAUAUCCAGAAGCGGUACUCGGCGAAAAUCUCGACAGAAGAAAUGAUGAGGGUUUUGGAUUUCUUGUCCGAGGCAAGUUCCUUUACGGCUAUCAAAUAUCUCGCGUGCAGUAACGACUUGAGGUGGCUGUACGUGCAGAGGUGGGCGAAGGUUGAAGGAGGAUGA
Molecule: messenger RNA, 1698 nt
Organism: Sordaria macrospora k-hell
Lineage: Eukaryota; Fungi; Ascomycota; Sordariomycetes; Sordariales; Sordariaceae
Source: RefSeq, a predicted model, not a curated record